Molecule: messenger RNA, 4192 nt
Organism: Monascus purpureus
Lineage: Eukaryota; Fungi; Ascomycota; Eurotiomycetes; Eurotiales; Aspergillaceae
Source: the annotation of a GenBank genome assembly
UGCGCUUUGGCGUUGUGCCUUCGUCAGUAACGCUCCAGCCACGCCGCUCUUAUACCUGCUCCUUUUUGAAUCGGUAUAUGGUGAGAAUGGGUCUUUGAUCCUGUCAAUUCCAUUGCACUGGCUUCGCGACUGCUGCUCUAGUGAUAACUCUACCAAUCGAUCUCUUGACGGAGGUUUCGAGAACAACGAAAAUGGCUCCAACGGCGACAGACACACAAUGGUCUGUCGGCUAUGAUGUACUAAGGCGAGAGCGUCUAUUCAAACACCCUCCGAAGGAUCAUACCGCAUAUCCCUCCUUGGCGGAAGCCUUCCGACCGCAUCUUGACUCGUUCAAUGCGCUCUUCGACGGAAUCAAGGUGCUGGAGGCUGGUUUGAAAGAUAUUGGAACGAAAACUUUUCUAGAUGGAGAUGCGGAGACAUCUCAACAGAAGAAGACCCGACAGGCCCAAGGCCUGCCGCCGCCGAAACGUAACAGGCUCAAUGUCCGCAUCAAGGAAGUCUUCCUCGAGAAGCCCACUCUGCCGCCGACGAACAAGUUCACUACCAGCAACCGCAAUAUAUACCCAUCUGAAUGUCGGGAAAGGCACGCGACUUACCGUGGUAAACUGCGUGCACGUCUUGAGUACCAGGUGAACAACGGGGAGUGGAGCGAGUCCGUACGGGAAUUGGGACAGGUUCCAAUCAUGUUGCGGACCAAUAGAUGCCAUUUGGAAAAAGCAACUCCUGAGGAGCUGGUUCAGCAUAAGGAAGAAUCUGAAGAGGCUGGUGGUUAUUUCAUCGUCAACGGUAACGAGAAGCUGAUUCGAAUGCUCAUUGUCUCGAAGAGAAACUUCCCCAUGGCAAUUGUGCGUGGCUCUUUCGUCAAACGUGGCCACACAUACACCAAGUAUGGUGUUCAAAUACGUUCAGUGCGACCAGAUCAGACGUCUCAAACAAAUGUUCUUCACUACCUGAGCGAUGGAAAUGUCACAUUCCGUUUCUCGUGGAGGAAAAACGAAUACCUUGUACCGGUGAUGAUGAUUCUGAAAGCUCUGGUGGAGACAAAUGAUCGCGAAAUUUUCGAAGGCAUCGUUGGCGGUGCUUCUUCAAAGGGCAUAAACAACACUUUUAUUACCGAUCGUGUGGAGCUUUUACUGAGAACCUACAAGGGCUACAAGCUGCAUGGUCGGUCCGCCUCCAGAGCCUACCUUGGUGAAAAAUUUAGACCCGUCAUGGGAGUGCCUGCGACUAUGUCUAAUGAGGACGUCGGUACCGAAUUCCUGCGCAAGAUAGUGUUGCCGCAUCUUGGAUACCAAAAUGUCACGGAAGCCCAGGACUAUGACAAGUUCAGAAUGAUCAUGUUUAUGAUCCGGAAGCUGUAUGCACUUGUCGCUGGUGACUGCGCCCCGGAUAACCCUGACGCAGUUUCGAACCAGGAGAUUCUUCUCGGUGGUUUCCUGUACGGAAUGAUCUUGAAAGAAAGACUUGAAGAAUGGCUUAGGUCUCUCGGGCCCAUCUGCAGAGACUGGUGCAUUCGUAACAACGGUGCUAAGUUUACAGAUCCAUCUUUUGAAAAGUCUUUCUUGAGCAGGAUCGUAAGACGAUCAAAUGAGAACAUUGGAGGUGCACUGGAAUAUUUCCUGUCCACGGGAAAUCUAGUCAGUCCCACCGGUCUCGACUUGCAGCAGACAUCAGGUUACACAGUCAUCGCAGAAAAGAUCAACUACUACCGAUUCCUUAGUCAUUUCCGAAUGAUCCAUCGAGGUAGUUUCUUCGCACAGUUAAAGACUACCACCGUUCGAAAACUAUUACCGGAGAGCUGGGGUUUCCUUUGCCCCGUCCAUACACCCGAUGGUGCGCCGUGCGGUCUGCUAAACCAUCUCGCGCAUAAGUGUUUGGUUUCCACAGGGAACUUGGAUGUGUCUUGCAUGCCUAAGCUACUGGCCCAGCUCGGUGUUCGCUCCGAGUCAUCUGCAUCACUGGAGGAGAGUGUUAGUGUCCAGCUGGAUGGCAGGAUCGUUGGCUACUGCUCGCCAAAGCAGGCAAAGGUGAUUGCCGAUACCCUGCGGCACUGGAAGGUUAGCCGUACACACGGUAUUCCGUUAGAGCUGGAGAUCGGAUACGUCCCGAAUUCCAAUAGUGGCCAGUACCCGGGUAUCUACAUGUUCUCACAGGCCGCGCGGAUGUUCCGACCUGUCAAAUAUCUGCCUCUGGAGAAACUCGACUACGUUGGUCCCUUCGAGCAGCCGUUCAUGGAGAUUGCUUGUGUUGAAUCUGACCUCAUCUCCGGUGUGUCGACCCACAUCGAGUUCACGCCGACAAAUAUACUCUCUAUCGUCGCCAAUAUGACGCCAUUCUCGGACUAUAACCAGUCUCCUCGUAACAUGUACCAGUGCCAGAUGAGCAAGCAAGCAAUGGGUACCCCAGGCACCGCGAUUGCGUAUCGCACAGACAACAAGCUGUACCGACUGCAAACCGGUCAGACACCAAUUGUUCGGCCACCUCUCUACAACGCGUACGGCUUGGACAACUAUCCCAACGGUAUGAACGCAAUUGUGGCCAUUAUUUCCUACACCGGCUAUGACAUGGAUGACGCUAUGAUCAUCAACAAAUCAUCUCAUGAACGCGGAUUCGGACAUGGUACGAUUUACAAGACCAAGAUUCACUCUCUGGACGAGAAGGAAUCCCGACGUAGCAAGUCCCGGCGUGAAGUUAGCAAACUUUUCGGUUUUGCACCCGGUGGUGAGAUUAAAGCUGAAUGGCGUAACACUCUCGACGAAGACGGACUUCCCCACGUGGGCGCACGAGUGAAAGAGGGCAGUCUCGUCGCAGCAUGGCACACCGUCCGUUACGAUCCAGCGUCAGAUUCAUAUGUGAACAUCGACGGGAUCACCCACUUCAUCAAAUACAAGGAUUCCGAAGAGGGUUACAUUGAGAGCAUCCGGAUCAUUGGUGCUGAGAGCGGGACGGAGCCAUGCCAGGCGAUCAGCGUUAAGUAUCGCAUCCCUAGAAAGCCCGUCAUCGGCGACAAGUUCUCGUCCCGUCACGGACAGAAAGGUGUCUGCUCUCAGCUUUGGCCGGCAGUUGACAUGCCCUUUUCUGAAAGUGGCAUGCAGCCCGAUCUGAUCAUCAACCCUCACGCGUUCCCAUCUCGUAUGACAAUCGCCCAAAUGAUUGAAUCCAUGGCCGGCAAAGCAGGUGCACUCCAUGGUCACCCACAAGACUCGACUCCAUUCCAAUUCUCCGAAGAGAACACAGCAGCAGACUACUUCGGCCACCAACUUCGCAAAGCAGGGUACAACUACCACGGCAACGAGCCUCUCUACUCCGGUGUAACAGGCAAGGAAUUCGCCGCGGACAUCUACAUGGGCGUCGUUUACUACCAACGUCUCCGACACAUGGUGAACGACAAAUUCCAAGUCCGAACCACCGGCCCCGUCAACGCACUGACCGGUCAACCCGUCAAGGGCCGUGCCAAGGGAGGCGGUAUCCGUGUCGGAGAGAUGGAACGUGACUCUCUCCUCGCCCACGGAGCCGCUUUCAUCCUGCAGGACCGUCUCAUGAACUGCUCUGAUUUCAUGCGCACCUGGAUCUGUCGCGACUGUGGCUCUUUCCUGUCGACGCAGGUUGCUGUCGGGUCGAGCGGUAAAGCACGAAAUCCCGGCGCCAUCGCUGCUGCUGCCAAAGCGGCGCCAAAUCAGUUCACCUCUUCGUCCUUGCCGGCGGCUAGUGUGGUGCGUUGUAGACGGUGCGCGAGGGAGGCUGUCUUCGAUGACUCCCGUACCGAAGUCUGGGAGGAUGGAGAUGGAAGACGCUUUGUCGGUGGUGAUAAUGUGACUAUUGUCGCUGUGCCGGGUGUUUUGAGGUAUCUUGAUGUUGAAUUGGCUGCUAUGGGUAUCCGGAUGAAAUUCUGGAUUGAUAAUUGAAUUGAUGGAUUGAUGUUUGAAAAUUGGCGUGCUGCAUACAAAAGCAAAAAAGGAUCUGCUUAUUAUAGAACGUGAGAAGAUACAUUUUUCUAUGCCUGUUAUUCUUCUUGUUUUGAUCGAGUGUCUUUUUUUAUUUUUGGGCUGUAUAUACUGUUUCGACUCCUUGCCUGUUGUACGUCUACUGUCAUCUUAUCUCAAUGCAUGGAAUGGCUAUUUAGGUAGAUAUACUCAUAACAAAGCCACUCACUGCUUAAGGAUAACUCCAAGUUACAUGCAGCGCUUACAGA